This is a messenger RNA of Dimorphilus gyrociliatus, 1726 nucleotides long. Lineage: Eukaryota; Metazoa; Annelida; Polychaeta; Dinophilidae. The record is from the annotation of a GenBank genome assembly.
AAGACUUCCAUCUGCUUUUACCACAUCGACAUACCCUACUUUAUUGGUUUGGUAAAUUCUGUGCGACUCUGCCACGUUCUGCAAAAGUCUUAUAAUCUUCUAUUCUUUGAAUUGUCCUUCAGUUUCUAUCAAAUAAAUUGUCAUAACGCAAAAAUGUCUUUUGUUGAAGUUAGUCCAGACAGCCACUUUCCCAUUCAAAAUCUACCCUACGGAAUAUUCUCUACGUCCGAUAAUCCUAAACAUCGUAUUGGCGUUGCAAUUGGAGAUAAAAUCUUGGAUCUUGGUAUUAUCAAGCACCUAUUCAACGGCCCAAUUCUGAGUUCCUGUCAAGAUGUUUUUGACAAGCCAACUCUUAAUGAUUUUAUGGGACUGGGACGUCCUGCUUGGAGAGAAGCAAGAGAACGUAUAAGAGAGUUGUUGAGCAAUGAAUGUACCGUUUUGAAGAAUAGCAAAGAUUUAUUAUCUAGAGCGUUGGUUUGUCGCCUCUCUGCUUCAAUGCAUUUACCAGCCAAAAUUGGGGAUUAUACUGACUUCUAUAGUUCGAUCCAUCAUGCUACUAACGUUGGUAUCAUGUUCCGUGGUAAAGAAAAUGCUCUUAUGCCAAACUGGCGUUAUUUACCAGUUGGCUAUCAUGGAAGGGCCUCAUCUGUUGUAGUUUCGGGAACUAAUUUGAAAAGACCAUGUGGACAGCAAAAACCAAAUGAACAAGAACCGCCAGUCUAUGGACCCUGUAAGCUUUUAGACUUUGAGUUAGAAAUGGCCUUUUUGGUCGGAAAAGGUAAUGAUUUGGGACAGCCGAUAACUAUUGAUAAUGCUGAAGAACAUAUAUUUGGUAUGGUAUUGAUGAACGAUUGGAGUGCCAGAGAUAUUCAAAAAUGGGAAUAUGUUCCACUUGGGCCUUUCUUGGGUAAAAAUUUCGGAACAACUAUUUCUCCAUGGGUUGUACCAAUGGACGCCCUUAUGCCAUUUGCUGUUGAUAAUAUGGAACAAGAACCUAAACCUCUUUCUUAUUUGGUUCAUAACGAUAAAUACAAUUUUGACAUAAAUCUUGAAGUUGCCGUUAAAGUUGACGAAAUUGCAUCCCCAAAGACUAUUUGUAGAAGUAACUUUAAAUACAUGUAUUGGACAAUGAAACAACAACUUACUCAUCAUACGGUUUCUGGUUGUAACAGCCAGACUGGCGAUCUAUUGGCUUCCGGUACUAUUAGUGGCCCCACUGAAGAAUCUUUCGGUUCCAUGCUUGAACUAUGUUGGAAAGGAACAAAAACGAUUGAUCUUGGAGACGGAGUUACAAGGAAGUUUUUGAAGGAUGGUGACGAAGUUAUAAUGACAGGGUAUUGUGAAGGUGACGGGUAUAGAGUUGGCUUUGGUGAAUGCAGAGGAAAAGUACUCCCAGCUAAUCCCCUUUAAUCAAACAAUUCAUUUAGACAAAUACAUUAAAAAUUUGGCAUCAUAUUUGUAUGCAUAAAAGUUUUUUCAGUAGAAAAAGUUGUUAAAGAAAAUUAUAUGAACAAGCUAGUAGAGUAUUGUUAAUAAAUAAGUAUUUAUUACUAAGAAGAAUGGGCAUAUAAUAGAUCGACGUUCAUAUAUUCUCGUACUCGGACGGUUUAUAAAUUUAAAAAUUAUAGCAUUUACAAGACUAUUACUACUGACUUAGCUAUGACAGGCUAAAAACGGGUAGACAUUAAAAAUACUUAGUAUACUAUAUAUAUAUAUAUAUAUAUAU